AUGCCUGGAACUACAGCUCCUGGCAGCCGAUGGGCUAACUCCAAGCUGCCUCGACAACCUCUAACUGCCUCUUUGAAUGUUACUUCGCAUGAGGGCAGUGGCGCGGGUGCUCCCGCUCAAGGCGCUUCUCUUAACAUGAACAUUGGUUCUUCCGAGGCUGGUAGCCAUUCUAUGGCUUACACCGCUGUAAAUGCAGUGAACAAUGCCGAGACGGCAGGUGUAGUUACUAUUCCUAGUGGCAGCUACUACACUACUCCCAGGUCAUUUGGUUCUACGUUGAUGGGAUCCAUGACUGGCGCAGCUGCCCCUAACAACAGCAACGAGAAGGUCUCUCCGGUGGAAAUGUUCAUGAACAUGCACCAGGCUCAACAGAAUCUACAGAACUUUCCUAAUGGAAUUCCCCUCAGCCCAGCCCAGCAGGCAGCUGUAGACAAUGCUAUGCAGCCAUCAAUCAUAGACCAGUCGAUGCUGCUUUGCCUUCAGCAGCAUUGGACCCCUGCAGAUUGGAAUUUCCAGAAACGUGAAAUGACAGGCAUGCCGAUGCAGGAAGACUAUGACAGAGUUGCCGGUGACCGUCGACAGUCUUGCACCAUUCAUAGCGAGAACGAGGAGGUUUUCAGACAGGUCCUCCACAACGUCGCGAAUGGUCUGCCCACGACCUCCCCAAACCAGAAGGGGGGCCACAAGCGAAAGAAUACGACGGUUUCGGCACCGCCUAAGAUGACACUGGAUACAUCACCCACGCUACUUAGAGGCAGAACUGGCAUAACCUCUUCUCAGAGUCAGAUAAUAGGUAAGGCUGCUCUGGCCUCAGUAGUUGACGCCAUGGGACUCUCUCGCGGUCGCCAAACGCCUAUAGUCCAGGGCAAUCUCACCCAGUUCACUACGCCUACCAGCAUCCAGAGAGUUGGUUUACUUGAUCGCAAUCCUUCAGAUGGUCAAAGCCAUAACAGUACCACUCCUACAAGAACUCGGCGAAUUAGCCCCUUAGCUCCUCCGGGAAGUCACAGCGCUGCCCGAUCGGCGCAGUCCAUUGUCCGUCUUAGUGCCACUGCAUCGGGUUCUUCUAGUGGUUCCUCAAGCGGAAAUGGCCUCCUAGAUUCCUUGAGAAAAACUCAGUCAGCUUCUCCCACACCCCUAACGACAGAGCUGAUCCAGCAGCGACAGACUCUUGUUAAGAGUCCUUCUAGCCAGCGAUCGAGUCUACGAUCGACAUCCCCGAUCUACGGGCCAUUGGAAUUCCUUCCUAUUCCCGAGGAAAUCCAAAAGCUUCGCUCGGACUGGUUGAAUCAAUUGACGGGACCUAAUGGGCAACCUACUGUCGAAGAUAUGCUUCAUUCCAGCAACAUGCCGUUUGUUGAAACAUGCCAUCUUGCCGAGCGCAGCAACAACGGGAUUGUGUGCAUUAGCAACAUCCCCUAUGAGAUUACCCGUGCCGAGAUCAUCGCCUUCUUGGGUCGUAGCGCUCGCAUCCUGAACGACAAGGAGGAGCCUGUCCAUAUCAUCAUGGACCGCGUUACCAGCAAGACAAAUGACUGUUACGUCGAGUUCGUGUCGUUUCAAGAUGCUGUGAACGCCGUGGACAAACACCGAGCCGCCAUCAAGCAGGAACGUCACCCUAAACUUGGUGACCGCAAUGUGGAGAUGACAGUUGCUUCUCAGGCGAAGCUCAUGAAGGAGCUCUUCCCUACUGCACAUGGCAUUGACUGGCACGAAUCCCCUUAUGCAUUCACAUCUGGUUCUGAGUACGACUUUGAAAACUUCAAAGGAUUCGUUUGUGCGGAAGAGAUGGGUAUGCUCUAUAAGCAUGCUGAGGCCAACUCCCACGCCUCAUAUGCUAAAGGUUGUCCCGAACGACCAUUCGAGUGCAUGAUCAGCACUCUAAAGAAGAUGCCGUGGUAUCUAACUGAGCGUAUCACCAUCAAGGAGCGCCAUUAUAUCUAUGACGCGACAUUCAAGAUGGUUCAGUACUUGAAGGAGCUUCUUGAGAGAGGCACAUUGCGCCGCGGCCAAAGGCCAGACUUCAAUCGCCUCACCAAACAGCUUCUUAACCGACUUGUUAAGGCUGCUAUGCUAUGCCCCGGCUUCACUGUGAGCCAGAAGGACAACAUUGCAUACACGGUCAAUCUGUCCGAGCUUGACUUGCGCGAUUACAACCAGCCUCGUUUUGCUGAGCGCUGGUGCCACCAGUACGCCCUUGGCGUUAAACCCGGCGUCCCUCUGGAUGUCGUCGAGUACUACAUCGCUUUAAUCAGCACUGAGACUUCUCGAGUUGUAGAUAACCUUAGCGUCAGCCGAAAGCGCGCCCUGAAGCUCGAGCAAAGCAAGACCUCUGAUUAUUGGGGCUUCUUCUGGUGCGAGAUGGGUUUGCCGUCAGGACCAGCGUUUGACAACAUGACGCUAGCUGAUGUUGCUGCUUUGGAGUGGGACGCGAUCGAGAAGAUUAUCCGCCGGGCUAUCACUGGAGGACAACUGCCCUCCUACUAG
Daldinia decipiens is the source of this 2487-nucleotide messenger RNA. RefSeq lists its product as uncharacterized. The transcript is spliced from 5 exons. Lineage: Eukaryota; Fungi; Ascomycota; Sordariomycetes; Xylariales; Hypoxylaceae. The coding region runs from base 1 to 2487 and encodes 828 amino acids. Gene Ontology annotation, molecular function: nucleic acid binding. The record is from RefSeq and is a predicted model, not a curated record.